Molecule: messenger RNA, 12848 nt
Organism: Pristis pectinata (smalltooth sawfish)
Lineage: Eukaryota; Metazoa; Chordata; Chondrichthyes; Rhinopristiformes; Pristidae
Gene: trrap
Product: transformation/transcription domain-associated protein
Biological process (GO): regulation of DNA-templated transcription; DNA repair
Cellular component (GO): NuA4 histone acetyltransferase complex; nucleus; SAGA complex
Molecular function (GO): transcription coregulator activity; protein binding
Source: RefSeq, a predicted model, not a curated record
CGGAGGCAGCGGGCAGCGGUGAGGAGGCUGGCGGGCGGCGGUGGCGGAGCGCGGGGACGAGGUGACCCAUCACCCCUUGGAAACAGUUCUGGUGUGUGAGAGACCCCUCCCAAAUCUAGCUGGUGCUACACUUUGAACCAGCAUGGCAUUUGUGGCAACUCCAGGAGCUGUGGUGGACCAGACCACUUUAAUGAAGAAGUACCUUCAAUUUGUGGCCGCUCUGACAGACAGCAACACCCCUGAUGAAACCAAACUAAAAAUGAUGCAGGAAGUCAGUGAAAACUUUGAAAAUGUCACCACUUCACCACAGUACUCAACUUUCCUUGAGCACAUCAUUCCUCGUUUUCUCACAUUCCUACAAGAUGGAGAAGUGCAGUUCCUUCAGGAAAAGUCUGCCCAGCAAGUUCGAAAACUCGUCCUUGAGAUUAUUCACAGAAUUCCAACAAAUGAGCACUUGCGUUCCCACACGAAAAAUAUUUUGUCAGUGAUGUUUCGGUUUUUGGAAGUUGAGAAUGAAGAGAACGUUCUUAUUUGUCUCCGUGUCAUCAUUGAAUUGCACAAACAGUUCCGACCGCCCAUCACGCAGGAAAUUCACCACUUCCUUGAUUUUGUGAAGCAGAUUUACAAUGAUCUCCCGAAAGUCGUGACACGAUACUUUGAGAAGCCCCAAGCAAUCGCUGACAACACCGUUCCUUCCCCGGAGAUGGUGGGCAUGAUCACUCAGGUUGCAGUCAAGACCAAUCCCGAGCGAGAGGACAGUGAAUCAAGAACACAUACCAUAAUUCCCAGAGGUUCCCUUUCGCUCAAGGUCCUGGCUGAGCUGCCGAUCAUUGUCGUUCUCAUGUAUCAGCUGUACAAGCAGAGUAUACACAAUGUCGUGUCUGAAUUUGUCCCUUUAAUUAUGAGCACCAUCAUGCUGCAAGUUACACCUCAAGCAAGACAAAAUAAGCUUUACAACAAGGAGCUGUAUGCUGAUUUCAUUGCUGCACAGAUUAAAACGUUGUCCUUUCUCGCUUAUAUCAUAAGAAUCUAUCAGGAGUUGGUGGGAAAGUAUUCACAGCAAAUGGUGAAAGGAAUGCUCCAACUGUUGUCUAACUGUCCUUCUGAAACUGCCCAUCUGCGGAAGGAACUUCUGAUCGCAGCCAAACACAUUCUAACCACUGACCUUCGCAACCAAUUCAUUCCAUGCAUGGAUAAGUUGUUUGAUGAAUCCGUGCUAAUAGGCUCGGGGUACACAGCUCGUGAAACGCUGAGACCUCUGGCCUACAGCACUCUGGCUGAUCUGGUGCAUCAUGUCCGCCAGCAUCUCCCACUGAACGAUCUGGCCCUUGCUGUUCAGCUGUUUGCAAAGAACAUAGACGAUGAAUCGUUGCCCAGCAGCAUCCAGACCAUGUCCUGCAAACUGCUGUUGAAUCUGGUGGACUGUAUUCGAUCAAAGAGCGAGCAGGAGAAUGGGAACGGAAGAGACAUUCUUAUGAGGAUGUUGGAGGUGUUUGUCCUGAAGUUUCACACCAUUUCUCGCUACCAGUUGUCCACGAUCUUUAAGAAGUGCAAGCCUCAGUCAGAGCUGAUGGCCACCGAUGCCCCCAUUGCCACGGCCCAAGCGACUCCCACCUCGUCUGUGCCUCCAUCUGCCCCGCCCACGCCCACUCUCCCUGCACCAGCCUUGGACAAACACGGAGAUAAGGACAAGGAGGAGAAGCAGACGUUCCAGGUCUCCGAUUGCCGCAGCUUGGUCAAGACGCUGGUUUGCGGUGUGAAGACAAUUACCUGGGGCAUAACCUCAUGCAAAGCACCAGGAGAGGCUUCGUUUAUUCCCAACAAGCAGUUACAGCCCAAAGAGACACAAAUUUAUAUCAAGCUGGUUAAAUAUGCAAUGCAGGCUUUGGAUAUAUAUCAGGUUCAGAUUGCUGGGAAUGGGCAAACGUACAUUCGAGUGGCCAAUUGCCAGACUGUGAGGAUGAAGGAAGAGAAGGAAGUUCUGGAACAUUUUGCCGGCGUUUUCACUAUGAUGAAUCCUUUGACAUUUAAAGAGAUAUUUCAGACAACUGUGCCAUAUAUGGUUGAAAGGAUCUCAAAGAACUAUGCACUUCAGAUCGUGGCCAACUCGUUCUUGGCGAAUCCUUCCACCUCCGCUCUCUUCGCCACGAUCCUGGUGGAGUAUCUCCUGGACCGACUUCCAGAGAUGGGCUCCAACGUGGAGCUCUCCAACCUCUAUCUCAAGCUCUUCAAGCUGGUGUUUGGCUCGGUGUCUCUGUUUGCUGCCGAAAACGAGCAGAUGCUGAAGCCACAUCUGCACAAGAUUGUGAACAGUUCAAUGGAGCUUGCUCAAACAGCCAAGGAACCAUACAACUACUUUCUAUUGCUUCGAGCCCUUUUCCGAUCCAUUGGCGGAGGCAGCCACGAUCUCCUGUAUCAGGAAUUUCUACCAUUACUGCCUAACUUGCUGCAAGGGCUGAACAUGCUGCAGAGUGGCUUGCAUAAACAACACAUGAAAGAUCUCUUCGUUGAGCUGUGCUUGACAGUGCCCGUCCGACUCAGCUCCCUCUUGCCCUACCUGCCAAUGCUGAUGGACCCGUUGGUAUCGGCACUCAAUGGCUCCCAGACCCUGGUCAGUCAGGGCCUGCGGACACUGGAACUGUGCGUUGACAACCUGCAGCCGGACUUCUUGUACGACCACAUCCAGCCAGUGCGAGCUGAGCUCAUGCAGGCUUUAUGGCGCACCUUACGGAACCCUGCCGACAGCAUCUCCCAUGUGGCCUAUCGUGUACUGGGGAAGUUUGGGGGCAGCAAUCGGAAGAUGUUGAAAGAGUCACAGAAGCUGCAGUAUAUUGUGACCGAAGUUCAAGGACCAAGCAUCACAGCCGAGUUUUCGGACUGCAAGGCAUCAAUUCAGCUUCCAAUGGAGAAGGCAAUUGAAACGGCGUUGGAUUGUCUGAAGAGUGCAAACACCGAGCCAUAUUAUCGUCGCCAGGCCUGGGAAGUGAUCAAGUGCUUUUUGGUGGCAAUGAUGAGCUUGGAAGAUAACAAGCAUUCGCUGUACCAGCUACUGGCCCACCCAAACUUCACGGAGAAGGCGAUACCCAGUGUGAUUAUAUCACACCGUUACAAAGCGCAGGACACACCCGCUCGUAAGACAUUCGAACAGGCCCUGACAGGUGCGUUUAUGUCAGCCGUCAUUAAGGAUCUGCGGCCCAGCGCCCUGCCUUUCGUGGCCAGCUUAAUCCGUCAUUACACCAUGGUGGCUGUAGCUCAACAAUGCGGCCCAUUCUUGCUGCAGUGUUACCAAGUGGGCAGCCAGCCAAGCACUGCCAUGUUCCACAGUGAGGAAAAUGGAUCAAAAGGAAUGGACCCACUUGUCCUCAUUGAUGCCAUUGCCAUUUGCAUGGCUUAUGAGGAAAAAGAACUCUGCAAAAUAGGAGAGGUGGCUCUAGCUGUCAUCUUUGAUGUGGCGAGCAUCAUCUUGGGCUCGAAGGAACGGGCAUGCCUGCUGCCUUUAUUCUCAUACAUCGUGGAGCGUCUUUGUGCCUGCUGCUACGAACAAGCCUGGUACGCUAAACUCGGAGGCGUCGUCUCCAUCAAGUUCUUAAUGGAACGCCUCCCAUUGAUCUGGGUCCUGCAGAAUCAGCAAACCUUCCUUAAGGCUCUCCUUUUUGUCAUGAUGGAUCUGACGGGGGAGGUUUCCAAUGGUGCAGUUGCAAUGGCCAAGACUACGUUGGAACAGCUGCUGGUUCGCUGCGCCACUCCCCUGAAGGAUGAGGAGAAGUCCGAGGAGUUGCUCACGGCCCAGGAGAAGUCCUUCCACCACGUCACCCACGACCUGGUGCGCGAAGUGACUUCCCCGAACUCCACCGUGCGGAAGCAGGCCAUGCACUCCUUGCAAGUGCUUGCCCAAGUGACGGGCAAAAGUGUGACGGAAAUCAUGGAACCCCAUAAAGAGGUCCUGCAAGACAUGGUUCCACCCAAGAAACACCUGCUGCGACAUCAGCCAGCAAAUGCUCAGAUCGGACUGAUGGAAGGAAACACGUUCUGCACCACCCUCCAACCUAGGCUUUUCACCAUGGAUCUCAAUGUGGUGGAGCACAAAGUCUUUUAUACAGAGUUGCUGAACCUGUGCGAGGCUGAGGACAUUGCACUUAUGAAACUGCCCUGCUACAAAAGCCUGCCUUCACUUGUGCCUUUACGCAUUGCUGCCCUGAAUGCCCUCGCCGCCUGCAAUUACCUGCCCCAGUCGCGUGAAAAAAUCAUUGCUGCGUUAUUCAAGGCACUGAACUCGACCAACAACGAACUGCAGGAGGCAGGAGAGGCCUGUAUGAGGAAGUUUUUGGAGGGAGCUACAAUUGAGGUGGAUCAAAUCCACACACACAUGCGGCCACUCCUGAUGAUGUUGGGUGAUUAUCGCAGCCUGACUCUGAAUGUCGUGAAUCGCUUGACGUCUGUCACAAGACUUUUUCCCAACUCCUUCAACGACAAAUUCUGUGACCAGAUGAUGCAACACCUGCGUAAAUGGAUGGAGGUGGUGGUCCUCACACAUAAAGGAGGACAAAGGAGCGAUGGGAACGAAAUGAAGAUCUGCUCGGCCAUCAUUAAUCUGUUUCACUUGAUUCCGGCUGCACCUCAGACCCUGGUGAAGCCCCUACUAGAGGUGGUGAUGAAGACUGAAAGGGCCAUGCUUAUCGAGGCUGGGAGUCCAUUCCGUGAACCCCUGAUCAAGUUUCUGACCCGUUACCCGGCACAAACUGUUGAGCUUUUUAUGAUGGAAGCCACUUUGAAUGAUCCUCAGUGGAGCAGAAUGUUCAUGAGUUUCCUGAAGCACAAGGAUGCAAAGCCUCUCCGUGAUGUACUUGCAGCCACACCAGGUCGCUUCGUCAACCUGCUGUUUCCUGGAGCACAAGCUGCUGUCAGGCCUGGUUCUCCCAGUACCAGCACCAUUCGCUUAGACCUCCAGUUCCAAGCCAUUAAGAUAAUCAGCAUCAUUGUGAAAAAUGAUGGCAACUGGCUGUCUGGUCAACCUCAACUGGUCAGUCACCUGCGACGGGUAUGGGUGAGUGAUGCGUUCCAGGAGCGACAUCGCAAAGAAAGCAUGGUUGCCACUCACUGGAAGGAACCAAAACUCCUCGCCUUCUGCCUGCUGAAUUACUGCAAGCGGAAUUAUGCGGAGAUUGAGCUGCUAUUUCAGCUGCUGCGAGCCUUCACAGGACGUUUCCUGAGCAAUAUGACCUUCCUCAAGGAAUACAUGGAGGAGGAGAUCCCAAAGAAUUACAGUGUGUCGCAAAAGCGUGCCCUCUUCUUCCGAUUUGUGGAGUUUUAUGAUCCAAACUUUGGAGAUGAGCUUAAAGCAAAGGCUUUGCAGCACAUCUUGAUCCCUGCUUUCCAGUCCAGCUUCGAUAAAGGGGAAGGGGAACAACUGUUGGGGCCCCCAAACCCUGAGGGGGACAACCCUGAAAGCAUCACCAGUGUUUUCAUCACCAAGGUUCUGGACCCAGAGAAGCACGCGGAAAUGUUGGAUGCGUUGCGGAUUUACCUCCUGCAGUUUGCUACCCUUCUGGUUGAGCACGCCCCUCACCACAUACACGACAACAACAAGAAUCGCAACAGUAAGUUGCGGCGGCUGAUGACGUUCGCCUGGCCCUGCCUGCUGUCCAAAACCUGCGUGGAUCCAGCCUGCAAAUACAGCGGCCACCUACUGCUAGCGCACAUCAUAGCCAAGUUCGCCAUUCAUAAAAAGAUCGUCUUGCAGGUUUUCCUCAGUCUGCUGAAAGCUCAUGCCAUGGAGGCUCGAUUGGUGGUCCGGCAGGCAAUGGCCAUUCUGACUCCUGCUGUUCCAGCUCGAAUGGAAGAUGGACAUCAAAUGCUUACUCAUUGGACAAGAAAGAUCAUUGUGGAAGAGGGGUACACGGUUCCUCAGUUGGUCCAUAUCUUACAUCUGAUAGUUCAACAUUUCAGGGUUUAUUUCCCGGUGCGCCACCAUCUUGUGCAACACAUGGUCAGCGCCAUGCAGCGACUAGGUUUUACACCCAGCGUCACCAUCGAACAGCGAAAGCUGGCAGUUGAUCUGGCUGAAGUCGUCAUUAAGUGGGAGCUGCAGCGGAUCAAGGACCAGCAGCCUGAUUCCGAUCCAGAUCUGAAUGGUGGCGGAGAGGGAACCAGUGCAACCAAUGGUAGCGUCAAACGUGGUCUGUCUGUGGAUUCCGCUCAGGAUGUGAAACGUCUCCGAACAAAUGCUGGAACUGUGUUUGGCCGUAGCCAAUCACUAACUGGGGCUGAUCAUCUACUUUCAAAACCCAUUGACAAACAGCACACUGAUACUGUAGUGAAUUUCCUCAUCAGAAUAGCUUGCCAGGUGAACGACUCCUCCAACACAGCGGGUUCACCGGGAGAAAUGUUGUCCAGGCGAUGUGUUAGCCUCCUGAAGAUGGCUCUUCGAUCUGAUAUGUGGCCAAAAGCAGAGCUGAAACUCCAGUGGUUUGACAAGUUGUUAAUGACAGUGGAGCAGCCCAGUCAAGCAAACAUGGCGAACAUCUGCACGGGGUUGGAGGUGUUGAGCUUCCUUCUCACUGUGCUCCAGUCUUCGGCCAUCCUCAGCAGCUUCAAGCCAUUGCAGCGAGGGAUAGCAGCGUGCAUGACCUGUGGCAAUAACAAGGUGUUGCGGGCCGUCCACACUCUGCUCUCCCGCUUAAUGAGCGUCUUCCCAACAGAACCGAGCACGUCAAGCGUGGCUUCGAAGUACGAGGAGCUGGAGUGUCUCUAUGCCGCGGUGGGGAAAGUGAUUUACGAGGGCCUGACAAAUUACGAGAAAGCAACAAAUGCCAAUCCAAAUCAGUUGUUCGGUACACUGAUGAUCCUGAAGUCUGCUUGUAGCAACAACCCCAGCUACAUCGACCGCCUCAUCUCUGUCUUCAUGCGUUCCCUGCAGAAGAUGGUGAGAGAUCAUCUAAACCCACAGACCACUCCAGGGGCGUCCGAAACUAGUACAGUCACUAUUGAGCUGAUCAUGCUAAGUCUGGAGCUUGUGAAAACUCGACUUGCUGUAAUGAGCAUGGAAAUGAGGAAGAACUUCAUUCAAGUCAUCCUGACCUCUCUCAUUGAGAAAUCACCUGAUGCCAAAAUUCUGAGGGCCGUGGUGAAGAUAGUGGAGGAGUGGGUGAAGAACAAUUCUCCUAUGGCUGUAAACCAGACACCUACGCUGAGGGAGAAGUCCAUUUUACUGGUUAAAAUGAUGACCUACAUUGAAAAACGGUUUCCAGAUGACCUUGAAUUAAAUGCUCAGUUCUUGGACCUCGUUAACUAUGUCUAUAGGGAUGAGAACCUCUCCGGCAGCGAGCUCACGGCGAAGUUAGAGCCGGCAUUCUUAGCCGGAUUGCGGUGUUGCCAGCCCCACAUUCGGGCCAAGUUCUUCGAAGUUUUCGAUAACUCCAUGAGGCGGCGGGUCUACGAUCGGCUGCUGUACAUUACCUGUUCCCAAAACUGGGAGGCCAUGGGAAGCCACUUCUGGAUCAAGCAGUGUAUUGAGCUGCUGCUUGCGGUGUGUGAGAAAAACACCACCAUUGGCACCAAUUGUCAAGGUGCCAUGCUGCCAUCCAUCACCAAUGUCAUUAACCUGGCAGACAGCCAUGACCGUGCAGCCUUUGCCAUGGUAACCCACGUGAAACAGGAGCCCAGGGAGAGGGAGAACAGUGAGAGCAAAGAGGAGGAUGUGGAAAUUGAUAUCGAGUUGGCACCUGGAGAUCAGAGCAGUACGCCAAAAACCAAGGAGCAAUCCGAAAAAGAUGCGGGGAACCAGUUGCACAUGCUGACAAACAGGCACGAUAAGUUCCUGGACUCUCUCAGAGAAGUAAAGACCGGGGCACUGCUGAUUGCGUAUGUUCAGUUGUGUCACAUCAGCACCGCUCUGGCAGAGAAGACCUGGAUCCAGCUGUUCCCAAGGCUCUGGAAGAUCCUAUCUGACAGGCAACAGCACGCACUGGCGGGAGAAAUAAGCCCUUUCCUGUGCAGCGGAAGUCACCAGGUACAGAGGGACUGCCAACCAAGUGCCCUGAACUGUUUUGUUGAAGCAAUGUCCCAGUGUGUCCCCCACAUUUCCAUCAGACCCUGCGUGCUCAAGUACCUGGGCAAGACCCACAAUCUCUGGUUUCGCUCCACGCUGAUGCUAGAACACCAGGCUUUUGAAAAGGGCUUGAGUCUUCAGAUUAAACCACGUCAAACGUCAGAGUUCUACGAGCAGGAGAGCAUCACUCCACCUCCACAGGAAAUUUUGGAUUCGCUGGCAGAACUGUACUCGUUACUGCAGGAGGAGGACAUGUGGGCUGGCCUCUGGCAAAAGCGAUGCAAGUUCCCCGAGACCGCAACAGCAAUAGCCUAUGAGCAGCAUGGUUUCUUUGAGCAGGCCCAGGAAACCUACGAGAAGGCCAUGGACAAAGCAAGGAAGGAGAAUGAACGAAACAGUGCGUCGCCUGCCAUAUUUCCAGAGUACCAGCUGUGGGAAGACCACUGGAAUCGUUGCUCAAAGGAACUCAACCAGUGGGAGGCACUGACUGAGUAUGGCCAGUCUAAAGGUCAUGUUAAUCCAUACCUAGUACUAGAAUGCGCUUGGAGAGUUUCUAACUGGACGGCUAUGAAAGAAGCACUGGUGCAGGUGGAGCUGAGUUGCCCCAAGGAGAUGGCCUGGAAAGUCAACAUGUACCGAGGCUAUCUGGCGAUCUGCCACCCUGAAGAACAGCAGCUGAACUUCAUCGAGCGCCUGGUGGAGAUGGCCAGCAGCCUCGCAAUCCGGGAAUGGCGGAGACUCCCACACAUCGUCUCACAUGUGCACACACCAUUACUUCAGGCAGCUCAGCAGAUUAUGGAACUGCAGGAAGCAGCACAAAUAAAUGCCGGUUUACAGCCUGCUAAUUUGGGGAGGAACACAAGUUUGCACGACAUGAAGACUGUGGUGAAAACUUGGCGGAAUCGCCUGCCCAUUGUGUCUGACGACCUUUCUCACUGGAGCAGCAUCUUCAUGUGGAGGCAGCAUCAUUAUCAAGUGGGACGGACUACAGCAGAUACAAAACUGAAACCAGCAAUUGUGGCAGCCUAUGAGAAUAGCUCUCAGCAUGACCCCAAUUCCAAUAAUGCUAUGCUGGGGGUCCACGCCUCCGCUUCCGCCAUCAUCCAGUACGGCAAGAUCGCCCGUAAACAGGGCCUGGUGAACGUGGCCCUGGAUAUCCUCAGCCGCAUCCAUACCAUCCCCACCGUGCCCAUCGUGGACUGCUUCCAGAAGAUCCGGCAGCAAGUCAAAUGUUAUCUCCAGCAGGCGGGAGUGAUGGGCAAGAAUGAAUGCAUGCAGGGUUUGGAAGUCAUUGAAUCGACAAACCUGAAGUAUUUCACCAAGGAGAUGACGGCGGAAUUCUAUGCACUGAAAGGGAUGUUCCUUGCUCAGAUUAAUAAGUCUGAGGAAGCAAACAAAGCGUUUUCUGCAGCCGUUCAGAUGCACGAUGUGCUGGUGAAAGCCUGGGCGAUGUGGGGUGACUAUCUGGAGAACAUCUUUGUCAAAGAAAGGCAGCUUCACCUCGGCGUAUCGGCCAUCACCUGCUACCUGCAUGCUUGCCGGCACCAGAAUGAGAGCAAAUCGAGGAAGUAUCUGGCGAAGGUCCUUUGGCUGUUGAGUUUUGAUGAUGAAAAGAACACACUGGCGGAUGCUGUGGACAAGUACUGCAUCGGCGUGCCUCCCAUCCAGUGGCUGGCUUGGAUCCCUCAACUCCUGACUUGCCUAGUUGGCUCAGAGGGCAAACUUCUCCUCAACCUCAUCAGUCAGGUUGGAAGAGUGUUUCCCCAGGCUGUCUAUUUCCCAAUCAGGACGCUGUAUUUGACCCUGAAGAUUGAACAGCGGGAACGCUACAAAAGUGACUCAGGACAGCAGCAACCGGGCUCUGUCGGCACUCAGUCCCACUCUGCGUCUGACCCGGGGCCGAUCCGGGCCACCGCGCCCAUGUGGCGCUGCAGCCGGAUAAUGCACAUGCAGCGGGAGCUUCACCCAACCCUGCUCUCCUCGCUGGAGGGCAUCGUCGAUCAGAUGGUGUGGUUCCGGGAGAACUGGCAUGAAGAGGUUCUGAGACAGCUACAGCAAGGACUGGCAAAGUGUUAUUCUGUGGCUUUUGAGAAAAGCGGAGCUGUGUCUGAUGCAAAGAUCACUCCCCACACCUUAAACUUCGUCAAGAAGCUCGUGAGCACUUUUGGAGUCGGCCUCGAAAAUGUCUCCAACGUGUCCACCAUGUUCUCGAGUGCAGCUUCUGAGUCCCUGGCAAGGAGGGCUCAGGCCACAGCGCAAGACCCCGUCUUCCAGAAGCUGAAGGGACAGUUCACGACAGAUUUUGAUUUCAGUGUGCCGGGUUCAAUGAAGCUUCACAAUCUCAUCUCCAAGCUGAAGAAAUGGAUAAAGAUCCUGGAGGCAAAGACCAAGCAACUACCUAAAUUCUUUCUGAUUGAAGAGAAGUGUCGGUUUCUUAGUAACUUCUCUGCGCAGACAGCUGACGUGGAGAUCCCGGGAGAGUUCCUUAUGCCCAAGCCAACACAUUAUUAUAUUAAAAUUGCACGGUUCAUGCCCAGAGUGGAGAUUGUACAGAAGCACAACACAGCAGCUCGUAGACUGUACAUUCGGGGUCACAACGGCAAGAUAUACCCCUACCUGGUGAUGAAUGAUGCCUGCCUGACGGAGUCUCGACGGGAGGAACGUGUUCUGCAGCUGCUGAGACUAUUGAACCCCUGCCUGGAGAAGAGAAAAGAGACCACAAAGAGGCACCUGUUCUUCACAGUACCACGUGUUGUCGCCGUCUCUCCUCAAAUGCGGCUGGUUGAAGACAAUCCUUCUUCGCUUUCUCUUGUGGAAAUAUAUAAGCAGCGCUGCGCAAAGAAGGGCAUUGAACAUGAUAACCCAAUAUCCCGCUACUACGACAGACUGGCUACGGUGCAGGCCAGAGGAACACAAGCCAGUCAUCAGGUCCUGCGUGAUAUUCUGAAGGAAGUCCAAGGCAACAUGGUGCCACGGAGCAUGUUGAAGGAAUGGGCAUUGCACACCUUCCCGAACGCCACCGACUACUGGACCUUCCGCAAGAUGUUCACCAUUCAGCUGGCCUUGAUCGGCUUCGCCGAGUUCGUCCUCCACCUGAAUCGCCUCAAUCCGGAGAUGCUACAGAUCGCACAGGACACCGGAAAGCUCAACGUCGCCUAUUUCAGGUUUGACAUCAACGACUCCACCGGCGAUCUGGACGCGAACCGCCCUGUGCCAUUCCGGCUCACUCCCAAUAUCUCCGAGUUCCUCACCACCAUCGGCGUGUCUGGGCCACUGACUGCCUCGAUGAUAGCCGUCGCUCGAUGCUUCGCACAACCGAACUUCAAAGUCGAUGGCAUCCUGAAAGCCGUGCUGCGGGACGAGAUAAUCGCCUGGCACAGAAGACGCAGGAGGAGCACGUCCUCUCCGCUCUCGGCGGCUGGCCAGCCCGAGAACAUGGACGGCCAGCAGCUGGUCUCGCUGGUGCAGAAGGCAGUGACCGCCAUCGUGACCCGACUGCACAGCCUGGCUCAGUUUGAGGGCGGCGAGAGCAAGGUCACACCGCUGGUGGCCGCCGCCAACAGCCUGGACAACCUCUGCCGCAUGGACCCCGCUUGGCACCCCUGGCUCUGAGGCCCGAGCAGCCCCCAGGUGCCCAGAGAGGACUCUGCUCCCCGUGACGUUGCUCGGUUACAGGCACAGCAAGUGCUGCGGAUUACCGUCUUCCAUCUUGAGGCUCUGUUCAAUCACGCAAGGCUUCCGGCUUUUAAACGGGACCCUUGGUUACAACAGGUGGGGAAGGGGGGUGUGGCCAAACCAGCAGCUAGUGCUCCCUUGAGUCUGUCACUCCCACAGAGGACACAGAGAGCGGAGUGUUACUCCAGUGCGAGAGAGGAGAGAAAUACGUCUAGAAAAAGUACAGAAGGGGUGGGGGAGGGGGGGGUGGGGGGGGGGGCGCGGGUGAGAAGACAGAAAAGCAACCAAAGGUUUAAAGCCACAGCAGUGAAGUAUACGUAAUAGUUCGUAACUCCUUGCUUCCAAACUUCGGAGUGGAGUUUGUGAAAGAGCAGGAGGACUGGGGAGAAAAUCACAAGGAAGCCACCUGACUAGAGUUGAACUCAGUACUACUUGCCGAGUACCCACAGGAUCCGUCAGUCAUCUUUAAGUUUCACUUACCACGGAGUAUUUGUACAAACAGAUGCCUUUCCAAGCGAGGAAUGGGGCUGUGUGAUAAGGCACUUUGUAAAAAUUCAGGAAGCAUCACGGUUUCAGUCACAAGUUGCUUCUGUUGUUCCGGACCAGACCGGGGCGGAAUCAGUUCCAAUCCAUUCCUCUACUGAUGAGGUGCCAGCACUGACCAACUUGAAGACAGACAGGUUGGCUGAAUGUAGGAGAUAGCUGCUUCAAUUUUAAUUUUCUUUGUGUAGCAUUCUGAAAAGGGAGCUGUCAUUGAAACUGAACAUGUCAUUUAUUCUGGGUCCUGUGUGGGAGACCCAACAGGAUUAAAUGCACGGAUGCCAGAAUAUCUGAGGAUUUAUCGGGCUCCCCUCGUACUGUUGAAGAUGCCUCCAACAAAGAGUUUGUGGGCUUUUGCAAGGUAUUGGAGAUUUUUCAUAAGGAAUGUGCUUUUACUGAUACAAGUCAGUUUUCAGUCCGGUACAUCUUGUGUAAUAUUUGUAGCCUAGUCUGACCCUUGUUUUGUAAUUUAUGAAUUUUUAUUUUUACUUUUUUAAAAAUAUUGGAUGCUUUUUCAACCAGUGCUUUGAAAUUCUUCCAUGAUGGUAAAGGAAACUGCAUUUCUGUACAGAACCUUUUGGUAAAA